Messenger RNA from Oncorhynchus masou masou (cherry salmon), 2266 nucleotides. RefSeq names its product CCN family member 2-like. Gene Ontology annotation, biological process: cell adhesion; signal transduction. Gene Ontology annotation, cellular component: extracellular region; extracellular matrix. The record is from RefSeq and is a predicted model, not a curated record. Lineage: Eukaryota; Metazoa; Chordata; Actinopteri; Salmoniformes; Salmonidae. Gene Ontology annotation, molecular function: heparin binding; integrin binding. The transcript has 5 exons. The coding region runs from base 276 to 1316 and encodes 346 amino acids.
CCUAGCUUCAGACACAGAACAACUCCUCAUCCAAGAGAGAGCUACAAGAGCAGCAGCAGCUCUACUACUGAAGCUAAACUCUAGCUUUAACCAAGAGAACUACGAGAACUUAACUGAGAGAGAACCAAAGAAACAGAAACUUCUUAACAACGAGAUCGACUCGAUCAGACGACAAGCUCCCUGACUACUCGCAAGAGACUAAGGAAGACUUUUGAAGAGCCUGAAGACUUAUUUUUGUCUAACAUACUCUGAGAAAACCCCAGAAGAAAAGCAAAAUGUCUGCUGGAAUGAACAUGAGGCUGAUGUCUUUCUUCUGUCUCACUCUCUCCUACCUGGCUGUGGCUCAGGAGUGCAGUGGGCAGUGUAGUUGUCCUGAUGUGCACCCCCAGUGUCCCCCUGGUGUGAGCCUGGUGCCCGAUGCCUGCGGCUGCUGCAGGGUGUGUGCCAAGCAGAUGGGCGAGCUUUGCACAGACAGGGACAUGUGCGACCCCCACAAAGGGCUCUUCUGUGACUUCGGCUCCCCCGUCAACCGCCGCAUAGGAGUCUGCACAGCUAAGGGUGGUGCCACCUGUGUGAUGGGUGGGAUGGUGUACAGGAGUGGAGAGUCCUUCCAGAGCAGCUGUAAAUACCAGUGCACGUGCCUGGACGGUGCCGUGGGCUGUAUCCCCCUGUGCAGCAUGGACAUUCGCCUGCCCAGCCCUGACUGCCCCAUGCCCCGCCGCGUCAAAGUGCCCGGGAAGUGCUGCGAGGAGUGGGUGUGCGAUGCCCCCCAAAACACAAACAUCUUUGUGGGCUCUGCUCUCGCUGCUUACAGAGAGGAGGAGACCUACGGGCCUGACCCCUCCAUGAUGAGAGAGAACUGCCUGGUCCAGACCACUGAGUGGAGCGCCUGCUCAAAGACCUGCGGCCUGGGCAUCUCUACCAAAGUAACCAACGACAACCGCGAGUGCCGCCUGGAGAAACAGUCCCGUCUGUGCAUGGUCAGACCCUGCGAAUCCCACAUGGAGCAGAGCAUUAGGAAGGGAAAGAAAUGCAUCCGCACGCCAAGAGUGUCCAAGCCCAUGAAGUUUGAGAUCUCUGGCUGCACCACCACCAAGUCCUACCGCCCCAAGUUCUGCGGCGUGUGCACCGACGGUCGCUGCUGCACCCCCCACAGAACCACCACCCUGCCCAUGGAGUUCAAGUGCCACGACGGCCAAGUCAUGAAGAAGCAGAUGAUGUUCAUCAAGACCUGCGCGUGCCACUACAACUGCCCCGGCGAGAACGACAUCUUUGAGUCCAUGUACUACAAGAAGAUGCUGGGAGACAUGGCGUGAACAAUUACGUCACCUAACAGCAAAAACAACCAAUGACUCUUAACUUGAACCGAACAGAUAUCCAUCUCAUCUCGCAGCACAGCAUUUGUUUGUCUUUUGGUUUGUAAUUUUCAAAUUGUGUAUUUUGUACAAGGACAGAAACAUAUAUGCGUAUAUUCAAUGUAUAUGUAUGAGUGUAUUGAUGGAUGUUUAGGGCCACUUGCCCUAAAGAGGGGGCGAAAGACAGGGGGCUGCUCUGCUGCCCGAAAUAGAAUACUUACUGCACUAUAGUUCUACUAUGUGACAACCUAUGUUGUUGUCACUAAUUGGCUGAUGCCAUAUUCCCCUCCCCCGAAACUGUGGCGGGCACCUAAUUAACUGGGCUGUGUCCAACCGCUAAGCACUUGCAGUAACGAAGGGUGAAGACUUUCAACCCCAGUACAGAAACUUAAAUCCUUAACCCACCAGAGUACUAGUUGAACGUACCCUUGUGUAUAGCUCACUGUUUUGCAGAUCCUAACUGUUGCAGUACUAACGACAGGUCAUGGUUUAGCCCAUGCUGAAAAACAGCCGUCCUUCCAGACAAGGAGCGUAGUGUGCAUGCUUUGAGGGCAUGCCACAGCACUGAGAAAAGAGGUAUUUGACUUUGACUGAUUGAUUCAGGUUGCAAGGAAGGAAUCAGUAUUUUGUCAAAAAAAAAAAGAGACUGGAUGAUUUGUAGCUUCAUUCCUUUUUAUAUGUAUUAUUGAUGCUGUAAAUAUUGUACAUAUUAUUGUACAGUUGUUUAAGUUAAUUUAAAGUUUUAAAAAGUUUGUUUUGUUUUUCUCUUCCUUCAACAUGUUUAUCGAUAGCUUAUUUGCUGGGUUUGACUGUUCCUGUGACAGUUUUGUGUACUAUUUUAUUGAGAAGUGUGACAAAAGUUACAUGUUUUCACUUUUGUAGUUUGGAAUAAAAUAUAUUUUUUAUAUAAA